GUAAACAUGACAGCGGCAACAACAAGCAUGUUGUCAGUUGAGUGACCGUCGCUUCGCAACAACAACAAGCAAAAAAUGAAAUCCGCUCUCAAAGAAGACCUGAGUUUUCUCAAAAAGGUCCCCACAUUGGCAGAAGCGACUGCCAACACAAAUGCAGUCGUGCCCGGAUACUUGUACAAGGAGAUCAACUCUAUGACUUUGGAAAAUGAGGGACAGCAUGCUGAUGCCGUACUUGACUACUUGCUGAGUGAACUUCAAGAUGGUACGGUCUAUGUCAAGGUUAAGUGCCUGAGAAUCCUUCAGUACAUCCUCCAGAACGGGCACUCAAGUCUGAAACGAUUGCUCCAGAGGAAGGACUCAAGUAUAAGGACAGCGUCAAACAUUUCAGGCUCGCAGGCCGUCAAUCAGUGGAUACGCGAAAUCUCGAAGGAGUUGCUACAUGCAAUACAUGAGGAGGGUCCGAUUUCCGGACCGUCGUCAGCAGGCAGCAGUCAUCAACUUGCAUCAAAUGAAGAAAAAAAGUCUCUGAGUGGCCUUGGAGCGUCGGCCUUCACGUCAGGAAAAUACGAAGGCUUCGGAAAUGCGCCAGUUGCGCAAAAAACUUUGGGCGAACAAGUCACCGAAGGGAUAACGAAGGUGGUGGAGAAGCUCGCAGGGAAGCCAGGCGACGUUGCGACCGACCCCUCUCUCGCCGAAGCCCUCCCCAAGUUCCAAGCGGUUCGGGUAGAGCCGGCAAGUGUCCCGAAAGAUGAAAGAAGCCAAGCCGGAUCCAAGACGAAGCCGGCAAAGCCUCGGAAGAGAGGGCGGGUCGGUGGCGGUUGGGAUGACGACGAUGACAGUGAUGAUGAUGGCAGCCAGGAAGAGCUUUCUGGAGGCCUUCGCGACUCGUGCAGCUUGCACGGCAGUGAUCACCCGGGCGACAUCCAAGAACAGACCAACUUUUACGAAAAGGAAGCCCAAGCCGUAGAGUCCUUUGCAGGCCCCGAGCUCGAUUUCCCACCAUCACGGAAAGAGAUUACGGACAUCUGCGAAAGGUGUUCAACGCUCAACUGCGAGAAGAUUGUCGAGUUGCUCUCUUCUCAGAUCUUGUGUGGACAGCAAAACUCCCAAAUGAGGGCUAUGGUGAUGAUAGAAGCGCUGCUGCGGAAAAACCUAAUUGACCUCGAAGCUCAAGCGCAUCAGCUGUUGGCUUCUCUGCAGCAACUUCAAGAUGAGUCGGUCGGUCCUGUCCAAGUGAAGGCUCGGAAGAUCAUUUUGAUCAUACAGAAGCUAUCAGAAGCGAACAAAGAGCCAAAGGAGCAAGCGACACCUGAAACGGAAUGCAGUACAAAUGCCGUUGCCAGCACGGCUUAGACGUCUGGUGCCGGAAAGAACAAUCUCUAAUAAAAUUCGGCAAGGGCAGUUAGGAUGUCCCGA
This is a messenger RNA of Ixodes scapularis (black-legged tick), 1416 nucleotides long. RefSeq names its product AP-4 complex accessory subunit Tepsin. Gene Ontology annotation, cellular component: trans-Golgi network membrane. NCBI's taxonomy places the organism in Eukaryota, Metazoa, Arthropoda, Arachnida, Ixodida, Ixodidae. The record is from RefSeq and is a predicted model, not a curated record. The transcript is spliced from 13 exons. The coding region runs from base 76 to 1353 and encodes 425 amino acids.